Molecule: messenger RNA, 1187 nt
Organism: Drosophila sulfurigaster albostrigata
Lineage: Eukaryota; Metazoa; Arthropoda; Insecta; Diptera; Drosophilidae
Gene: Tmhs
Product: LHFPL tetraspan subfamily member 3 protein
Exons: 6
Coding region: 270-1067 (265 amino acids)
Biological process (GO): sensory perception of sound
Cellular component (GO): plasma membrane
Source: RefSeq, a predicted model, not a curated record
GAGCCGCAGUUCGGUUUUCAGCGCCAAACGCGACGGUUAACAGCGGAUCACGUUCGCGUUUUACUUUUGUGCGGAUUCAGUUGAAUUUUUGUUAAUGGUAUUCGCGGUUUUUAACUACUUAUGCACAACGCACAACACAAAACAGUAACAACAAAAUUGAAUAAUAUUAAACACAAGAAAUAAAGAAAUAUUCAACCGGUUCUCAACGAUCAACGUCAAAAUAGAAUUCAGACAAUAAAGAAGACAAAAGGCACAUAAAAUCAAUCGUAAUGGGCACUAAAAUCGAGUACGUCGAUACGACACAUUUAUACGCUUCGAAAUACAUUCGAAACUCAAAAGCAAUUGGAGUUCUUUGGGCGAUCUUCACAAUAUGCUACGCGAUCAUUGGAAUUGUGGCAUUUGUGACACCAGAGUGGAUUGGCGAUCCGGAUAGCGACAGCGCAGGUCGCUUGGGUCUUUGGCAGCAAUGUCAACGCGAUGAGAUCUUUGACAAUUGUCGACGACGAUGGGAGAACAUUUUGGCAGUGCCAACAUUUUCAUUCCAGUUGGCCACUUUCUUUAUGAUUGGAGCCGUUGGUUUGGCCUUGCUCACCAUAUUCUUUUUGGUCUGUUUGCUGUUUAUGAAGUCAACGCGCGUCUUUCACAUUUGCGGCUGGAUGCAGAUCAUAUCAGCUCUUUGCAUGAUUGUGGCAUGUGCCGCAUUUCCUUUUGGCUGGAACUCUGAUGACUUCCGCAAGAUUUGCGGACCUGAAGCGAAUCGAUUUGAGUUGGGGCUUUGUGGCAUUCGCUGGGCAUAUCCAUUGGCCAUUAUUGGCUGCAUUGAUGGCGUUGUUUUAGCCACGUUGGCCUUCAUUUUGGCCACGCGUCACGUGCGACUUCAGCCUGAUCCCAUUUAUCAGAACUCGCUCUACAAAGGUGAAAUCAAUAAUGCGUAUCUAACGGAUGCCAUCAGCUUGGCUGGUUCACGCAAGUCGAAUCCUCACAUAACUGGCUUGAAUCUGCAGCCCAUUUUGCUGGUGGCGCCACCUAACGAGGACAGCAUCUCGCAGUUUUCGCGCUACCACUGAGAUUACCUUGCCUCUAGCGCAUUUUCAACGAACUAACGCAACUCGAUCGACUUGGGUUGCUGUCCGCGCUAAAGUUGAAAAGUUCCCGCGCACUGACUGCGUUGAGUUGGGCUUUUUUUU